Molecule: messenger RNA, 2973 nt
Organism: Kazachstania africana CBS 2517
Lineage: Eukaryota; Fungi; Ascomycota; Saccharomycetes; Saccharomycetales; Saccharomycetaceae
Gene: MTR10
Product: mRNA transport regulator MTR10
Exons: 1
Coding region: 1-2973 (990 amino acids)
Biological process (GO): protein import into nucleus
Cellular component (GO): cytoplasm; nuclear membrane
Molecular function (GO): small GTPase binding
Source: RefSeq, a predicted model, not a curated record
AUGUCCAUGCAAUUAGCUGAUUUACAGAAUACUUUGCACAUUUUAUCUUCUGGUGCAUCACAAAAUAAGAAAAAUGAAGCAUUGCAUUAUCUAGAACAGUUUCAAAGAUCCAAAGAAGCGUGGAAUACCUGUCAUGAAGCUCUUUCAAACGUUGAAGGUGCUUCCAAUCUGGAGCUGCAUAUUUUUGCAGCACAAACCAUAAGGAAUAAGGUUACUUACGAUCUGAGCCAAUUGGAAAGAAAUCUCGUACAAUUUAAGGAUUCCCUUUUGCGAUUAUUAACAAUGCAUACUCAAAAACUAGUGAUAACUCAGUUAAAUGUUGCUCUAGCACGUUUGGCCAUUCAAUUUUUGGAAUGGAGAAGCCCUAUUGCUGAAAUCAUCAAUGUGUUAAAUCCAUACCCUGGAUUACUACUAAGCUUUUUCCAAAUAUUACCUGAAGAAACAUUCGACAUUGGUUCAAUUCCGCUUACUGAAGACGAAUAUAAUUCCAGGGUUCAUGAACUAGUUGACACUAUUGCUGAGGACAUUUUGAAGUUUCUGAUAUCCUGUACGGAAAUUUUAAAAGACUCCAGAGCUCAAAGUACAAACUUUGCCAUGGACAUCACUCUAGAGAGUGUGCUGCGUUGUUUUACAUCAUGGUCUUUUGAAUUUUCAAUCGAUCAGUUGUUCCAAGUACAACCUCUGAUAUCUCUGGUCUUCGAGUCGUUAAAUCACACUGGCGCCAAUGCAGAUAGUAGUGUGUUUGAAGCUGCUGUUGACUGUUUAUGUGGUAUUUUAAAGGAAAGUCGUGAUACAACAAAUGAACAAUUGAUUAUGACACUCUUCGAACAACUGAUUGGAUUACAAAGAAAUAUUUUGCCAAAUAUUCAGACCUUAUCAAAGCUACAAGUUGAAGAAGGAAUAGAUCCAGAAAUUCUUGAGGGAAUGACUAGACUAUUUGUAGAGGCUAUAGAAGCUUGGGUUAUAUUUAUUGCAAAAUCCCCAGAGUUUUUUCAACCUCUCAUUUCCAUGUUACUAAUGCUGACUUGUAAAAAUCCAGAUUUGGAUGUUGUAUCGUAUUCAUUUCCCUGUUGGUUUAGUUUGAAACAAAAUUUUGUAUUGCCAAGAUACCAAAAUGCCAAGGCAGUUUAUACUCCAACAUUUAUUGAGUUAAUUAACGGUAUUAUUGAGCAUCUUCAGUACCCUCCUGACCAUUUUGAUUCUAAAGAAGGUGAAGACAAGUUCAAAGAAUUUAGAUACCAUAUGGGAGAUGUUUUGAAAGAUUGUACAGCUGUUGUAGGGACCAAUAACGCCUUGGAACAACCAUUAAUAAAGAUAAAGCAAGCAUUAAGCAGUUUGACCAUUGCUGGAACGAAUUCCAUAAAUUGGCAGAAUUUGGAAGCUCCAUUAUUUUCAUUGAGAACUAUGGCACAAGAGAUAUCGUUAUCAGAAAAUAAACUUCUACCUGAAAUUUUUCAAAUUCUUUGCAAUUUACCUGAACACCCUAAGCUAAGGUAUGCCUCAACAUUAGUGUUAGGCCGUUACACAGAAUGGACUGCAAAACAUCCUGAAACUCUGGAAAUGCAAUUACAGUACAUAUUCAAAGGAUUCCAACAAGUUGAUUCAAACAAUGUCACCGAUGAAAUGAAGGAUAUUAUAACUGCAUCAUCUCAUGCAUUGAUGUACUUUUGCUCAGAUUGUUCAAGUUUAUUAAGUUCCUACAUCGACCAAUUGACCGAAUUUUACUUUGUAAUUCAGGAUGUUCUUUCCAAGGACAUAGAAUCACAAUUUGAACUAUGUCAAGGGCUAAGUGCAGUUAUUAACAAUCAGCCAAUUGAAUCAAUAAGUGAGACGUUUGGCAAGUUAGUUGAUGAUAAUUUGGCAAAACUUGGACAAUUAGUGACCGAAUGGAAAAUAAAUUCUUCGAAUAGUAAUUUGAGCAAACUUAUUGCAGAUAAGAUUGACCUAUUUUACGCAUUUUUUGAGGAAUUGAAACCCAAGUAUGAAUACCCACAACAAGGUGUCGAACCAUUGCUACCGCAAAUUGAAAAAAUCUGGAAUGCUAUUAGAGUUUUACUGGUCAAUGAAAGUGGAUUUAAAGAUAUAAUUAUUGUGGAAAGAAGCACUAAAUUUUUGAGAAGAUUAUUCGAGAGAUUCCAUGUUUUCUGCGAACCUAUACUAGGUUCAGUUGCCGAAUUCUUAGUCCAAGGCUAUGCAACUACUGGAUAUGGUUCAUUUUUAUGGUGUUCUGGUUCAAUUAUAGUAAUAUUUGGAGAUGACGAUUCGUUUCCUAUCCCAAUUGCUCUGAGAGAGUCUGUGUGGCAAUUUGCAUUAUCUCAAUGUAAAACAUUCAUUGUAAAUUUCAGCAAGAUGAAUAAAAUUCAAUUAAAUAAUUAUUAUGAAAUUAUAAUGGACUUCUUUGCCAUGGUUUCUGACCUGGUUAUGUUUUUCCCAAAAGAAUUUAUCCUAUCCACUGAACUGCUUGGCAGUGUAAUUGAUGUAGCAAUAGAAAGUAUAAACAAACUAGAAAAUUACGAUGCAUAUGUUUAUAUCCUACGUUGUCUAGAUGAUACGGUCUCAUGGGGUUUCAAGACACCUCCAAUUUCGACAUUGAGUAUAGAGUAUGUCCCAGAUGAAUGGAGAAGUCAAAUUAUAAACGAAGUAGUUAUCAAAAGGGGCUCUCGUAUAAAUUACGUUAUAUUUUUAGGUUUACUCACAACGUUUGAGUCAAAUUCCCAUUCAGAUGCUAUUGGUUGCAUAGUGAAGUUGCUAAGACUAGCUACUGAAGCAAAUAAUAACAAUGCAUUGAUUUGUUCCGAAUGGCUCACUGAAGUGUUCUCUAAAUUGAAUGAAACUACACAUAAAGAAAAGGAAAUUUUGAAUAAAGCGGUUGUGGAUGGAUUAACUCAAAGAAAUUACAGAAAAAUAAGAGAAGGAAUUAGAAAUUUUGUCCAGUGGUAUCUGAGAAAAAAUGUAACACGUAGAGUAGAGUAG